AUGUGCAGCUCUCUCCUCUCAUGUGGUCAGCCUGAGUACGAGGUAAAAUAUGUGGUCAGCAGCACACAGGUGGGGCUACGUGCCAAACUACGACUGUACUUGGAACAGCUGAAGAAGCUGGUGCCUUUGGGUCCAGACAGCACACGGCACACCACACUGAGCCUCCUCAAAAGGGCCAAGAUGCACAUCAAGAAGCUGGAGGAGGCCGACAGGAAGGCUUUAAACAUGAAGGAGCAGCUGCAGCGCGAGCACCGCUACCUCAAACGACGCCUGGAGCAGCUCUCCGUGUCGGGCUCUGUGGAGCGCGUCCGCACCGACAGCAUGGGCUCCACCAUCUCCACCGACUCUGAGCAAGACGUGGACAUCGAGGGCAUGGAGUUCACCCCUGUGGAGGUGGACAGCGGGGACAGCGUGAGCGACGUCGAGGAGGAGGAGGAGGAGGAGGACCACUACAGCCUCCAGAGCAGCUCCAGCAGCGACAGCUACACAGCCACACAUUCCCACAGACUGCAGCCGCACCACUGUUAG
Knipowitschia caucasica is the source of this 528-nucleotide messenger RNA. NCBI's taxonomy places the organism in Eukaryota, Metazoa, Chordata, Actinopteri, Gobiiformes, Gobiidae. The record is from the annotation of a GenBank genome assembly.